Aspergillus heteromorphus CBS 117.55 is the source of this 1524-nucleotide messenger RNA. RefSeq lists its product as uncharacterized. The transcript has 2 exons. Gene Ontology annotation, molecular function: nucleic acid binding. Gene Ontology annotation, cellular component: nucleus. The record is from RefSeq and is a predicted model, not a curated record. NCBI's taxonomy places the organism in Eukaryota, Fungi, Ascomycota, Eurotiomycetes, Eurotiales, Aspergillaceae. Bases 1 to 1524 code for a protein of 507 amino acids.
AUGGGCCCGGAAGAACGCCUUAAGCUGCUAUUCCAGGACGACGAGGCCCUGUUCAAGCUCAACACGGGUCUCUGCCCUCCCGCGCCCCCGGCCCCCAUCCCCAUCCCCGACCAGACCAUUGUCAACCCAACCACAAUCACAAAGGAAACUCCACCCCCCGUGGCGCCAGAGAAGACUCCCCGAAUGACCGAACCCGUGCCCGCACCAUUGCCCGCACCGAUGUCCGCCCCGCUGGCCACUGCUGAACGCCCCGCGCCGCCGUCGGACGGGCACUUCACCCCCCUGCUGGUCAUAGCAAAAUAUCCCUACCGCCAGAUCAAAGGCGAACUGUCUCAGCAGGUGGCCAGCCGUUUCUUUGACGCAGGCAAGUUCUGGAACCGUCCAUGGGACAUCUACUAUGUGUACACACCGCCCGCUCUGGGCAGCAGAUGCAUUUUGCUUACCCCCACCAGCCAUGUGCGUCGGUUCAUGGCGGAGAUAAACCGUGAGCUGGAGUGCAGUCUUGUCCUGUCAUCCGAAAGGGCCGGAUUCAUUCUCCCGUUCCAGGACAGCUACCCCCAGCCCAUCUACCUCGGGCGCAGCACCUCGCGCGAGACCAAAGACCAACUGGAAUCGGGCAUCUCGCCCCCCCAGCACUCUGGGCCGAGGGAGUGCGUUGCCGAGGUCUAUGCAGCGUUCGAGGCGAUGAUGGAGGGCGCGAUGGACGCCGUCCGAAGCAACAAAAAGAAAGGAGGGUCCAGGGAAAAGCAGAUGAAACGGGCGAUGCAUGCUCGCGACAUGCAGAAAAUGGUGCGACGGGUGCAGCGAUACCUGGGACUGCGUCCGAUGGAGACCCCUGACGAGGCCGAGACGGUGGCGUGGGACCUGCCCAACCCGGUCAGCGACCUGCCGCCCCUCGCUGUCGGCCAGGCAGCGCCGCACCCAUUCUGGCGCGAGCCAGUGCUUGUCAGCGUGGACGUGGAGUCGAACGAGCACUGCCACGCGCAAAUCACGGAGGUGGGCAUCUCGGUGCUGGACACGCAGUGGCUGGUGGGGGUGCCGCCAGGCGAGAAGGGCGAGGAGUGGCGCAAGCGCAUCCAGUCGCGGCAUCUGCGGGUGCACGAGCACCGACACAUCGUCAAUCGCGACUUCGUGGUGGGAUGCCCGGGGAUGUUCCAGUUCGGAGAGAGCGAGUGGGUGGCGCUGCGGGAGCUGGCAGAGAUGGUGCGCGUGGGGCUGCGACUGGACGAGACGCUGCAGCGGCGGGUGGUGCUGGUGGGCCACAGCCUGGGGUCGGACGAGCAGUACCUGAGGCGCAUGGGGGUGAAGGUCGAUGGGUUCCGGGACCGGAUGGACACGGCGGAUCUGUUCCAGCUGCUGCGGGGGGAGGAGACGGCGCGAUCGCUGGGGGGAGUGCUGGCGGAGCUGGGGAUGGAUGGGUGGUAUCUGCACAAUGCGGGGAAUGAUGCGCGGUACACGAUGGAGGUGCUGGUGGCGAGUGUCGUUGUUGUUGGGGGGGGGUUGGCUGUAGUCCCUGCUGUGUAG